AUGAAUGGUAGUGAAUCAUGUGAAAUUAGUUAUGAAAACGAAAACAUCAAUGGGAAAAAUCAGUUAACAAAAGAACAAACACAACAGCAACCUACUAUUAAUAUUAAACAACAUCUUGAUAAUAAGAAAUACCUAACGUUGGUGAUGAUUGAUCCUGAUGCGCCAUCCGGUGAAAAUCCAAUAACAGGUCCUUUCAUACAUUGGAUUUUGGCUAAUUUUAAGGCAAAUGACGGCAAAGAUGGACAACCGAUUUGUGCUUAUACAGGUCCUGGGCCACGGGCUGGAACAGGAAGACAUCGCUAUAUGUUUUUGAUAUACCAAUCCGAUGAACAAGUGAAACAAGAUAGAAAGUUUGAUACCAUUCCCGAACGUCGCAAAUUUCCUAUGGCAACAUUUGUUGAAAACAAUCAUCUUACAUUAAUUUAUCAGACGCUUUUCACAGUCGAUGCUUAA
This is a messenger RNA of Adineta ricciae, 453 nucleotides long. NCBI's taxonomy places the organism in Eukaryota, Metazoa, Rotifera, Eurotatoria, Adinetida, Adinetidae. The record is from the annotation of a GenBank genome assembly.